Messenger RNA from Osmerus eperlanus (European smelt), 1841 nucleotides. It is a transcript of the gene xylt1, whose product is annotated as xylosyltransferase I. Lineage: Eukaryota; Metazoa; Chordata; Actinopteri; Osmeriformes; Osmeridae. Gene Ontology annotation, biological process: heparan sulfate proteoglycan biosynthetic process; chondroitin sulfate proteoglycan biosynthetic process. The record is from RefSeq and is a predicted model, not a curated record. Gene Ontology annotation, cellular component: membrane. Gene Ontology annotation, molecular function: protein xylosyltransferase activity.
AUGCCUCUUGGUUCUGUUAAGCCCAGCCUGGACGGGUACUACUCCCACAAGCCCAAGGAGAAAGUGCGCGUGGACAGCAACAACGAGAACUCCGUCCCCAAAGACUUUGAGAACAUAGACAGCAGCAACUUUGGCGCCCGCUCGCAACACCACCGGCAAACCGCAGGGGGCGCCGGCAGCAAACAGCACCGGGAGCGCCUCCAGGAGAAGGCCCACGCCCAGCAGCAGCAACAGAAACAACAACAAACCCGGAAGGACAACUCCGCCCCCGACCUGAGCAGGAGCUCUAACGAGGUCCUCCAACGUGGCCGCCACGCCUCCGACGGCAACGCCACCAGGGUCCGGCAAGGCGGCGGCGUCGGCGGCGCGGCGGAGCGUCAGCGCUCGUCCCAGACGACGGCGCCCCGUCACCCCGAGCCGUCGCAGCACAGGCACCAGCACCCCCACAGGCGUCAGGCCACGACGGCGCCGCUGGAGGCGGCGUACGACCAGCCGCCCAAGUGCGAGAUCAGCGGCAAGGAGGCCAUCUCGGCCCUGUCCCGGGCCAAGAGCAAGGAGUGCCGGCAGCAGAUCGCCGAGGUGUACUGUCGACACAAAGAGGGCCAGCUGAUGCCGGAUAAGGUGACUCGUUACUGCCCCUUAGAGGGCAAAGCCAACGCCAACGUCCAGUGGGACGAGGACUCGGCCGAGAGCCUGCCGCCUUCGCCUGUGAGGAUCGCCUUCGUGCUCGUGGUGCACGGGCGGGCCUCGCGCCAGUUCCAGCGCCUCUUCAAAGCCAUCUACCACACCUCCCACUUUUACUACAUUCACGUGGACCAGCGUUCCAACUACCUCUCGCGGCAGGUGCAGGCCCUGGCCUCGAAGUACGCCAACGUACGCGUGACGCCCUGGCGCAUGGCCACCAUCUGGGGCGGAGCCAGCCUGCUCACCAUGUACCUGCGCAGCAUGGCCGACCUGCUGGCCAUGAGGGACUGGAGCUGGGACUUCUUCAUCAACCUCAGCGCCGCCGACUACCCUAUCAGGACUAACAACCAGCUGGUGGCCUUCCUGUCUAAGUAUAGAGAGAUGAACUUCAUCAAGUCUCACGGCAGGGACAACGCCAGGUUCAUUCGCAAGCAGGGUCUCGACCGCCUCUUCUACGAGUGCGACACCCACAUGUGGCGUCUGGGGGACCGCAAGAUCCCAGAAGGCAUCUCGGUGGACGGGGGCUCCGAUUGGUUCCUGCUCAACCGCAUGUUCGUGGAGUAUGUGAUCAAGUCCCAGGAUGACCUGGUCAACAGCAUGAAGAGGUUCUAUAUCUACACACUUCUGCCUGCCGAGUCCUUCUUCCACACGGUGUUGGAGAACAGCGCCCACUGUGAGAGCAUGGUGGACAACAACCUGCGCAUCACCAACUGGAACAGGAAGCUGGGCUGUAAGUGCCAGUACAAGCACAUCGUGGACUGGUGCGGCUGCUCGCCCAACGACUUCAAACCCGCCGACUUCCACCGCUUCCAGCAAACGUCGCGGCCCACCUUCUUCGCCCGGAAGUUCGAGGCCAGCGUGAACCAGGAGAUCGUCAACCAGCUUGACGCCUACCUGUUCGGGCCGCACCCCCAGGGCACCCCGGGCCUGCAGGCGUACUGGGAGAACGCCUACGACGAGGCGGACGGCGUGGCCAGCCUGAAGGACUCGCAGCUCACGUACUACCACGCCUUCUCCCGGAUGGGCCUGGGGGCGGAGAGCUCCCUGCAGGGGAACCCCAGGGACAGCAGCUGCAGGCAGUACAUGGGGAUACAGGACGGACCCUCUAGCUACGCCGCACGCCCCGCUGCUUUGUGGGUGGGCGCAGGGAACCCUGG